Molecule: messenger RNA, 1048 nt
Organism: Sinocyclocheilus anshuiensis
Lineage: Eukaryota; Metazoa; Chordata; Actinopteri; Cypriniformes; Cyprinidae
Product: solute carrier family 25 member 44-like
Exons: 3
Coding region: 302-1048 (248 amino acids)
Biological process (GO): branched-chain amino acid catabolic process; branched-chain amino acid transport; transmembrane transport
Cellular component (GO): mitochondrion
Molecular function (GO): branched-chain amino acid transmembrane transporter activity
Source: RefSeq, a predicted model, not a curated record
GUGUCAAUGACCAAUCAACAGGCAGCAGCCUGUCAGUGACGUUUCAGCAUGCGCCGGAAGUGUGGAGGAGCGCUCGGCUCGAUCGGCAUGACUUUCCAUCAGGAGCUGCAGGCCGCAGAUCGAUCAGACAAAAUGCGGUUUUUAGAGGCAUAAUAGCGGAUUUGUCUCAUGACAGGACCGCGCAGCUCCGCUUGAGGCCGCUGGAUGGAGAAACAGCAAAUAUAGCGAGCUAACCGGGUUGAGCAGGAGAGGAGCGAGUGUGUGUGUGUGUGUGAUUUUGUGUGUGAGGUCACCGGCGGCAAUGAUGGAACAGAAGUGCAACAUUCAGAUCAUUGAAUGGGAAGAUCUGGACAAGAGGAAGUUCUACUCGCUGGGCGUCUUCAUGACCAUGAUUACACGGGCCACCGUCUACCCGUUCACCCUGAUCCGCACCAGACUGCAGGUCCAGAAGGGGAAGUCGCUCUAUAACGGCACCUUCGACGCCUUCUGGAAGAUUCUGAAGGCCGAGGGGGUGCGUGGCCUUUAUCGAGGGUUCAUGGUCAACACGUUGACGCUUAUCUCAGGUCAGGCCUACAUCACUACCUACGAGCUGGUACGGAAAUACGUGUCCUGUUACUCGUCCAAUAACACGGUCAAGUCUCUGGUGGCGGGAGGCGCGGCCUCACUGGUGGCCCAAAGCAUCACGGUGCCCAUCGACGUGGUGUCCCAGCAGCUGAUGGUGCAGGGUCAGGGCUGUCAGCUCACACGCUUCAAACUCAAGCCCAAGAGAGUGAUGGCCACGUCCAAACACAAAGUGACAUUUGGUCAAACCAGAGACAUUGUGGUUCAGGUUUUUCACACGGAUGGAUUUCGGGGCUUUUAUCGUGGAUAUGUGGCGUCGCUCCUCACCUACAUACCCAACAGCGCCGUCUGGUGGCCAUUUUAUCACUUUUAUGCAGUUUUCCUGCAUUACUCGUCUGCUACUAUGUCCGAAGUAGAACCGUUUCCUUCCAAUCACGAGCUAGCCGCUGCAACUCAAGCCACCGGCUCGAAGACGCCGUCUUCUUAA